UCCCCCGCUGUCCGUGUCCGUGUCCGUUCCCGCCCCCGCUCGCGUCGCCGCCCGUCCGGGGCGGGCCCCGUGACGCGCUCCCGGUUCCGUUCCUGCGGGGCGAUGCCGGGGGAGGCGGUCACGCUGCAGCUCGGGCACUACUCGGGCUGCGUGGGCGCGCACUGGUGGGGGCUGCAGGCCGCCGCGCUGCGCAGCCCCGCCGAGCCCGCCGAGCUCCGCGCGGCCGCGCUGCUCCGCUUCGGGCGGGGCCCGGGCGGCACCGAGAGCCCCGAGCCGCGGCUGGUGGCGCUGGAGCUGAAAGGCGGCGUGGGCGCGCUCAGAGCGGACGGGGCGGGCACGGAGCCGCCGGUGAGCUGGGACGGGGCUGUCGCCGAUUACCGGGAGCCGGGCUGCGCGUCGCGGGACACCGGGAGCCGCAGGGGAGACGCUGCCGGGGAUGCCAAGGGGAAUCCCGGUGCUGCGGGGCCAGGUUCCUCUCCUGCAGGGUCCCAGGCUGCUCCCUCAGUGAGGCUCUGGUCUGAUUAUCUCAACGUGAACCUGCACCCCAAGAGCCUCUACGUGAUCCGGCAGUACCUGCACGAUGGGGAUUGUGGUUGUCUCGAAGCCUUUGGGCAAGGUGAAAGUCUCCUGCAGGACCCUGCCUGUGUGGAGGAGUUGGAAGAUCGGCUGCACUUCUUUGUUGAGGAGUGUGAUUAUCUUCAGGGGUUUCAGGUCCUUUGUGACCUCCACAAUGGAUUCUCUGGAGUUGGUGCCAAGGUGACAGAGCUGCUCCACGAUGAGUAUUCACACAAGGGGAUCCUCACCUGGGGCCUGACCCCAGUCCUGAGCGCUGUGGGGGACCCUCAGAAGAGUUUUUGCAGACUGAUGAACACAGCCCUGGGCAUUGCCCACCUGUCCCGUCACAGCUCCCUCUUCUGCCCCCUGUCACUCAGUGGCAGUUUGGGACUCAAGCCAGAACCUCCUGUGACGUUUCCAUACAUAAAAUACAACGCAUCCCUGAACUACCACAGCAGUGCAAUUCUGGCUGCAGCACUCGACACCCUCACGGCUCCCUACAGGCUCUGCUCCUCCCAGGGCUCCAUGCUGCACUUUGCUGACUCCCUCACCUUCUCUGGGAGGAAGGUUGUGGCUGCCUGGGCAGCUCUUCCCUUGCCUGCCUUGUCUGGCUCCUCGCUCCCUGAUGUUCUGAGUGCCCACCAGGAUGUGCCCUGGGAGCUUCUGUCCUCGUGGAAGGAGCACAAGGUCAGCUCCUGCUUUGCUCAGUCUGUUGUGCUACGAGGAAUUUGCCAGGAGAAAGCCACCAGGUGCCCAGGCCAGCCCAGGUCCCCCCUGCACAGCUGUGAGAGCCCCGAGCAGGUGCUGCAGCUCUACCUCCACAGCCAGUUCCCAGGAGCCCUCAGCACAUCCCUCGUGCUCCAGCAGCCCUGCCACACCCCAGCUCCAUUCCCCCAGUUCUUCUCUCCUCUCCUCACCAGACGAGGCUUCCUCCUGGACAGAGCCCAGGGCUCUUCCUCAGCAGCUGUUGAAAGCAGCCCCGUGCUGGCAGCGCUGCAGAGCUGCCCUGGGCUGCAGCGCCUGCCCUCGGGGCUGUGCCGGGAGCUGCGGCCGCGGCGCUGGAGCAGCUCCUGCGCGCCUGGGCUGGAGCAGGACGACGUGCAGGAGGCCCUGGAGGAGCUCAGAACCCUGGCCCAGUGCUAUGAGACAGGAUUUGGAGCUGAUGGGUCUGAGGAUGAAGCAGAUUCAGACUAAUCCACAGCUGGAGUGGCUUUGAGAUGGCUCGCAGAAUAAAAGGAAGGGUUUUGGAGACGGCCCCAGCUGUUCCUUCUUCUCGUUUUAUUACCAAAAAAUCUUCUGGGUGAAGUUUUCCAGCUACUCACAGUUGUGUGGCAAAGGAGGAAAGCUGCUUUUUCUUUUAUAUAUUUUGGUUGGGUUUUUUUUUUUUUUUUUCAGCUGUGCAA
This is a messenger RNA of Camarhynchus parvulus, 1958 nucleotides long. RefSeq names its product misato mitochondrial distribution and morphology regulator 1 (gene MSTO1). The coding region runs from base 103 to 1749 and encodes 548 amino acids. The transcript has 14 exons. Gene Ontology annotation, cellular component: cytoplasm. Gene Ontology annotation, biological process: mitochondrion distribution. The record is from RefSeq and is a predicted model, not a curated record. Lineage: Eukaryota; Metazoa; Chordata; Aves; Passeriformes; Thraupidae.